Molecule: messenger RNA, 2518 nt
Organism: Gavia stellata (red-throated loon)
Lineage: Eukaryota; Metazoa; Chordata; Aves; Gaviiformes; Gaviidae
Product: SUZ domain-containing protein 1
Exons: 4
Coding region: 5-463 (152 amino acids)
Source: RefSeq, a predicted model, not a curated record
UAAAAUGGAAGAUGAGGAGGUCGCCGAGAGCUGGGAGGAGGCGGCCGACAGUGGGGAAAUAGACAGACGGUUGGAAAAGAAGCUGAAGAUCACGCAGAAGGAAAGUAGAAAGUCAAAAUCUCCUCCUAAAGUGCCGAUCGUGAUUCAGGACGACAGCCUUCCUUCAGGUCCUCCCCCGCAGAUCCGCAUCUUGAAGAGGCCGACGACCAACGGCGUGCUUAGCAAUCCCAACUCCGCCAGCAGACCGGCCUUCCCCGUGAAAUCCUUGGCGCAGAGGGAAGCGGAGUACGCAGAAGCCAGGAAACGAAUAUUGGGCAGCGCCAGCCCCGAAGAAGAGCAGGAGAAACCCAUUUUGGAUAGGCCGCCGAGGAUCUCCCAGCCGGAGGACACCAGACAGCCCAACAAUGUGAUCAGGCAACCCCUGGGUCCCGAUGGCUCGCAAGGCUUCAAACAACGCAGAUAAACGCGGGCGAGAGACGCUGCUGCGGAAGGCAGGGUCCGCCGCCACGGGUCGCACUGCCGUGGCGGACAAACGGACUUGAGCAAAGGGAACUACCUGGUUUAUUUGCACUGUGAUUUCCCCUUUGCUCUGCCCACUGUGACCUUCAACCCCACGCACUGUGACCUUCCCCUCUCCACCCACUGUGACCGGCAAACCGAGAAGGGCUGUCCCCAAGUCGCUGGAAAAUGGAAGGGGACGAGGGGAGGGGGGUUAUAAAGGACUCGGACGGGUGCAGAGAGUCUUGUGGGUGCCACUUGGGUUGAAGCUAGCGCCAGCAAUAAUGUUUGUUGUACUCAUAACCUGGGAUUUAAGGAAAAAAAAAAAAAAGGGAAGCCUCCCCAGACGCGCGUGUGUCCUCAUCACUUUAGGAGCAAGUUCUGUUUCAAAGGAUCUCUUUUAAUUUUCUUUUUUCUUGUUUGUUUUCUGUAUAUCAGAUCAACGGAGUGCAUGGGAAGGGUUUUAACUGUUUGUUUUAAUUGAGAGAGGUAGUUAAGUGUUCGAAAAGGAGUUUCGAUGAAUUUCUGCGACUUUAAUGGCUCGGGUUUGGCUUCUCCUUCUCUCUUUCUCCUGCUGCCAAGCACGUGGAAGUGGACUCCCGGAUACCUGGCCUUUCCGAUCGCCUUGGGAGCCGGCGGAGCCCGACGACCUAGUUUACAUCUUGCACCCGUUAAAGCUUGGCUAGUAUUUUCUGCUGGCUUUGAGGAAAAGCUUAAAAUACAUCUUUUUUUGUUUCUUUUUGUAUUUGGGGAGAAGGGAACGUAGACGGAUCCCGUGAAAAUGCCUGCUGCCCGGCCGCUGUGUGCGGCAGAGAGUGCCAGGUGGCGGAGAAUUAGGGCUCCGUUGCGAGGAGGAGAACGACCGGCACCGUUCCGGUCUGUGAAAUAAAUACGUGGGGAGGAGGCCCGCUCCGCACGGCCCGUGCUCGGCAAGCGGCUGGCGUAACGACGGGGAGCGGGCUGUCCCGAGGGCCCGAACCUGAGUGGCUGAACGACAGAGCGAAGGCUCCGCUCCAUCUCUCGGUCACGGUACAAGCCACCUUCGCCUCUGGAAAUCGCAGAUGUCGGGAACAAAAACCGCCUCGGAUAAAGCCUGGAUGAUUCCACCUCCCUCUUCCUGGCGGCAGCUGGCUCCCCGCGAGGCUUCAGGGAAGGGAUUUUCCUCCUCCGGCUCCUGGGAAGAGGACAGGGAGGCUGGUGGUCCGCAAGAACACGGAUGUUCCCCCCCGCCCCCGGAUGAAGCUGACCUACCUUAAUAUCACUUAAUAUCGAGGGAUUAGAUGAACACUAAAUGCUCUUCUUGGAGGGGACGGUACCUAGAAAACCAUUUCUGGUUAUCGGCGGAUUAUUCUGUACGGGUGCAGCCUUCCCUGCUGCUUCGUGCUCAGUAGGUUCAAGGGUAAACGAGUAAACCUUGACAUCUUCAACGUGAAGGGAAGCGGCCAUACAAAAAGACGUGUAUGGAAAUACGGCUUAAAAAAACCACAUACCGGUAAAAUAAAACUACCUGUGUAUAAAAAGAAUCUGCUAGAGCGUUAAUUAGCUGAUUAAAGCUGAUUAAAGCACCGAGGACGGUGGCGAGGUGGGGACGGACGGGCAGACGUCCCCCGGGCAUCCCCAACCGCCGGCGCUUUUUUGGGGACGGUCUUAUUUAUUCUCCCCGGGCUGGUGGUCAGGAUGAGUUCCCCGGGGGGAGCGGGAGGGAAGAAGGACGUUGGCAAUAACCGUAGUCACCACGCCUUUCCUUAAUUAUUACUAAAAAUAGCUUUUAAUGGCCAAAAAAGCCCCAAAUCCUCCCGGUUCCUGGUGUAGCUGGCCAGUGUUAAAGUUGCCACCAUCUUCGGCACCGAAAUCUCCGUCUUUGGCACCGAAAUAUCCCGGCUCCUCCAUCCCAGCGACCAGGAUACGUCCCGCCCGCGGGCAGGGCUCGGCGGCGUUCCUGCGGGAAGCCCCUUCAUCCCGGGAAGGUGGAGGAUAAACACGGUACCGCGUGUUUUCACCCCAAAACGUGCGCCGAAGA